AUGAGCCUCGAGGGCACGCGGAUAUGUACGGUGGCUUUAUUACCCCUCCAGACGACUCGGGAGCUCAUUUCGGCGUGCUGGCAUAAAGACGGCUUCUCGACGGCCUGUGGUCAUGGUACUAUCGCUCUGGGAUAUUGGGCGGUAUCUAAGGGCCUUGUCGACGCUCCAGAUGAUGGGGUUGUGGAUGUUGUGGUUGAUGUCCCAUCGGGCCGCGUAGUUGCGUCGGUCACUGUGAGGCAUGGGAAGUCAGUACACGCCGACUUUGUCAACGUCUCUACUGAUCAGAUAGCGAAAGGGCUAUCUGUCGCAAUACCUUCUCGCGAUUCCGGUAUUUGUGUUGACCUAGCUUUUGCCGGCGCUGUGAUAGCCUCGGUAAAUGCCGCUCAGCUAGGUCUUGAGGUCAAGCCAAGCAAUGCAAACGAAUUCAUCAGACUUCAGCGAGAGAUCAAAUCAUCUCUUGGUGAUAGAGCAAAGUACAGGACCAACGAGUUAUACGCAAUGCUCUUUUUCGAGGAGAAAGAAAACCGCCAAGAAGACCAGGGGUUGAUCAUCCAGAGAAGCGUUAACGUCUACGGCGACGGACAGAUCGACCGAUCUCCUUGUGGUUCUGGAACUUGCGGAAGGAUGGCGAUCCUACUUGCAGAAGGUCGGCUCCGAGAAGGCUCGAAACUCUUACACCAGUCUAUCAUCGGGUCGACCUUUGAGGCCGAGAUAGUAUCUAAGGGUCAGAGUCCGGUCCAGGGUUUUCCUGCCUGCGUUGUGCGUGUGAGGGGCCAGGCGCAUCUUGUUGCGCAAACGCAGUUUUUUAUCAACGCGGAAGAUCCACUGUCUCCAGGCUUUGUCUUGCGUUAG
This is a messenger RNA of Penicillium samsonianum, 852 nucleotides long. RefSeq lists its product as uncharacterized. Lineage: Eukaryota; Fungi; Ascomycota; Eurotiomycetes; Eurotiales; Aspergillaceae. Gene Ontology annotation, molecular function: hydro-lyase activity. The transcript has a single exon. The coding region runs from base 1 to 852 and encodes 283 amino acids. The record is from RefSeq and is a predicted model, not a curated record.